UCAACUCUUUGGAAACGUGUUACCAACAACAUUCUGCUCACCCACUCCCUCCCCCUGUUCCUCUCUAAUUACUCAUAGUCAGCAGUCUCAGGUCUUCUCUACAGCAAAUUCUGUGCAACUAAAAGUUUCAUCCAUAUUCGAUACGUCUCUUACCCGCAUUACCGCUAUAACUCGGGCCGCCACUCCUCUGCAUUUACUCAACAACCAUUUCUCCUAGGUCCUUUCUUCCUCUUCUUAUGUUGUCAACAAUGUCCUUUUCUCUCCAAUGGGUUUUUCUUAGAAACGUGAUCACUUUUGAUUGAACUCAACCCCACCAGAAAAAGAGAGGGCCUUUUACUGAAUAAAACAAAUAAAAAGUGUGUCUUUUUGCCUCUCUCAUGAAUCUCUGCUUUGGGAUUGAUACUGUAGCUUGUAAUACCAGAAUAAAGAAUUUGAAUAGGGAUUGGUACAGAAACUAAUGAUGGCUAGUAUAAAGGGUGUACCAAUCUGCAAGGCUUGUUGUGCGACCAAUAAUAAUCACCGUCAUUGCUACUAUUACUCCAAACAAGUUGGUCUUUCAGAAUCUGGGUCUAGGAAUUUGUUGAAUCUGAGAGUGCAGAACAAAUGGGAAUGUAGAUUGGGGGGUGUAUUGACAAAGACCCAGACGGCAACUACACCAGUAGAGGAAAAUGACAAGCCUUCUGUUGAUGGAAAUGGAGAGACUCAGAUCACAGAGACAAGGAGAUUUCACAGAGAUUUACAAUCUCUCCCAAUUAAGAAAGCUUCAAUUGCAGGACCAUUGUCUGCAAUUGAUCUUUCUUCUUCUCUAAGUGAUGGUUCCAAGGUGCGGGUUGCUUAUCAGGGGCUUCCAGGUGCAUAUAGUGAGGCUGCUGCACUUAGAGCAUACCCCGAAUGUGAGACUGUACCAUGUGAUGAAUUUGAGGCUGUCUUCAAGGCAGUUGAAUUGUGGUUAGUGGACAAAGCUGUACUACCCAUCGAAAAUUCUGUUGGUGGGAGUAUCCACCGUAAUUAUGACUUACUCCUUUUUCACAGGCUGCACAUAGUUGGGGAAGUGCAGGUGGUCGUAAACCACUGCCUCCUUGGAUUGCCUGGCGUUAGAAAAGAGGAGCUAAAGCGUGUUUUAAGCCAUCCUCAGGCCCUUGAUCAAUGCGAGAUGACACUAAACAAGUUAGGUGUUACAAAAGUCAGCACCAACGAUUCUGCUGGCGCUGCUCAGAUUACAGCAGCUGAACGUGUGAGGGAUACCGGAGCUAUUGCAAGUGUGCGAGCUGCAGAAAUUUAUGGGCUUGAUGUUCUAGCUGAAAGAAUUCAGGAUGACACUGAUAAUAUUACCCGUUUUCUGAUACUUGCGAGAGAACCUAUAAUCCCAGGCAGUGAUAGGCCCCAUAAGACUAGCAUUGUCUUCAGCCUAGAAGAAGGGCCUGGGGUACUAUUUAAAGCAUUAGCAGUUUUUGCUUUGAGGAACAUUAAUUUGUCCAAGAUUGAGAGCCGACCACAAAGAUAUAGGCCGCUAAGGAUUGUUGAUGACUCUAACAAGGGUAGUGCCAAGUAUUUUGAUUACCUCUUUUAUGUCGACUUUGAAGCAUCUAUGGCAGAGCCUCGAGCCCAGUAUGCUCUGGCACAUCUCCAGGAAAUUGCAAAAUUCCUUCGUGUCCUUGGUUGCUAUCCAAUUGACACAACUCUAUAAAUGAAUGCCCCUACAAAAUUUGAUCAGACUAUUACUUUGAUUUCCAUGGUACAAAGGAAGGUUUCAGCUUCAUAUCUGUGCGUAUACAGUCUUUCAAGUAUUCUGGGAAGACUUUUCCCUACAUAUGAUAAGAGCAAACAAGAUUGGAUGCCAAGCUUACCCUGACAAUAUAUCUAUCGUAUUUAAUUCUUUUCAUCUUCCUAGGAAAGUUUCAGACUCAAUGUUUAAGCAACAGAAUGCUCAUACUCUGCAGAACAGGAUUUGCUUAUGUUGUAACUCAGAGGCAAUUCAUUGAACUUUGUGCUCCUAAAGAAGCCCCAAAAUUGAGGAAAUUUGGCCCUUCUUCUUUGAAGCAGCUGGACUCUGAUGUCUUUCCGGUUCUAGUGCCAGAUAACUCAUGUUGUCUUGACCAA
This is a messenger RNA of Coffea arabica (coffee), 2100 nucleotides long. NCBI's taxonomy places the organism in Eukaryota, Viridiplantae, Streptophyta, Magnoliopsida, Gentianales, Rubiaceae. The record is from RefSeq and is a predicted model, not a curated record.